Linnemannia hyalina is the source of this 1740-nucleotide messenger RNA. The record is from the annotation of a GenBank genome assembly. Lineage: Eukaryota; Fungi; Mortierellomycota; Mortierellomycetes; Mortierellales; Mortierellaceae.
AUGUCUGGACACCAUUCCUCUGGAAACAUCUCUCCCUCCCUCGACCUCUUGCGAGCCCUCAAGCUGUCGGAUUGCCCUUUACCGACCAAGGCCCUCUCCACCCUCCUCCAGUCCCUGAAGCGAUUGAGUCGAUUGUCGCUGGACAUUCCCCUGCAUGACUAUUCUGCAGAUGAAAUGCAAGGCGAUGAUGACGAGGGUGCAGCGAAGGCAGCAGCGGCAGCAGCAGAGCACAGAGACGAAGACGAGAGGACAAGGGGUCGCAUUUUCCACAGGGAUGAAUUGGGAGAAAACGAAAUCAUGAAGGCCGUUGAGAUCUAUGCUUCGUCGGAAACACUGGAGUAUCUGGAAUUGUCAUUCCAGUCACCGGUCCGGAUUUCGGUGGAGGCGAUUUGUUCGUUGUUGAGACACCAGCGCAGCUUGAGGACGCUCAAGCUGGUAGAUGCCGAUAUUGAGGACCCGGGGGGCUCUCGACGACGAGGCUCAAAGAUGAAAAAGAAGAAGGCCAAGGACGAUCAUCGGAAACAAGGAGGUCAACGCGGUGACAAGCGCAACCGGGGCCAUAGCAGCAGCGGAGAGGCGUCAAGUGCAGCGGCUGUGUCCUCAGGAACGGUCAUAUUGGUAGCGGGACCUUCAACAGCAUCAUCAACGGCAUCGCCAGGAUCAUCAUUACCCUCACCCUCACUAUCGAUCUCGGACUACGACAGCGGCGAUGGAGGCGCAGAGUCACUGCCACCAGAAGGAAAGGAAACUGAGACAUCGUUUGGCCUUCACUUCUUCUCAAUCUCCAGCUCGCACACCUCCGACAGCAGCUUGACCCACAUCCUGGAACGCUGUCCGGAACUACGAGCACUACACCUGCAUUCGUGCGACACAAUCACAGACCAGUCCCUCCAGUCCGUUGUCCAACAUUGCCCACAACUCGAGAGCAUUUCCCUCUCCAGCUGUAAAGGCCUCACCACCCAGGGGUUGAACCAAUUCUUCAGCGCGAAAGGGGACAAGGCGGUGGCAUACCCAGCAUUAGCAGCGGCAGGAGCUGUGUCAGGCUCCCCACUUGUCCAUGUCCACCUCUGUGACCUGACAGCGCUCCACGAUGACACGUUAGAGAUUAUGGCCGUAUGUCAUGGACGUUCACUUCAGAAACUGGCGAUUUAUUUCUGUGCGUCCGUUACCGACCGAGGGGUAAUUGCGCUUUUGACGACUUGCUCGCAGCUGAGGGUGUUUGGACUCCAGGCGUAUGGGAUGACGCCUGCGAUCUUUGAGAAGCCUUGGGCCAGUUCCAAAACGAUGGAGCAGUUGGAUCUCCAAGGGGUCUUCAAGAAGGUUAUCCUAGGCCCUGCAGGGGAGGCGGCGGCUAAUAAUUUCUCUAUCACGGCCAGGUGGCAGGAUCUCCAAGCUCGGAUCGAUGGAUUUGCGAUCACCAAAGCCCGUCUCGUCACUCUGGAUCGACUCAAGAACUUGCGUCUGGCGGCGGGAGGGAUCGGGAAGGAGGUUUUGAGCGGGUUUUCGAGCCCACGCCAACGGAUCGAGGUUCUGCAUCUGUAUGGGCUUCAGAGUACACAGGUUGAUACUUUACCCUGGACAGCUAUCAGGACCUGUUACCCACACUUGAGACAAGUCUACUGUGGUGUGAUUGGGAUCAUCCGGAAGAGUAUCCGGGAAGAGUUGACGCGGUUGAAUGUCGAGCUCUUGGCGUCAUCGAGUAUCCCCGACCUUGCCUUUGAGAACAACUUCGAUGACUAA